CCUACCUCAGCACGCCCUCUGUGCCCCAAUAGGUUCACCGGCCUCACGGCUGCCCCGGCUUCUGAUUGGCCUACUUUCGGAGAAAUGUUCGCGUCGGCAGCACGUGCUCCACCCGCAGCCACAUCUGUAAGGCUACGCCAUAGUCCACUCUACCUCUCGACCAAGCCCUAUCGCAACCUCCCAACGCCCGCCUGCAGCCAUCAACUUAUCCCCUACCAUCACUACAAGCCCUAUCCAAGGAGUCCUCACCUUCCCUUUCGCCGAUAUCCACUGGCUCCCAGCGGCGACGCGCCCGACACGAUGGGAUCAGAUGCACACGCUCGCAAAGACGAGGAGCAGACGAUCAAAGGCGCAUCCAAGAAAGACUCCAAAAAUGGCACUAUCAAGCUAAAAAAACCACCGCCAAAGCACAGCAAGCCUGUAAACUGGAGAGACGGCAGCGUCAUCGAAGAGGACAAGAAGAAAAAUGGUAGUUCGCCGUCAGCAUCGGUAGCCUCACCAGGUCCCGUGGUGAACCAGCUCAACGACAACGCCCGCGAAACGUUUGCGACCGGCCGACCACUCGAAGACAGCCUCGAUCUACAGCAAUGCAAGCACUGCAAGAGCAUUCUCAAGACGGCAGCAAAGUCACACAUUGCGCAGUGCCUCCGACUGAAGAAGGAGAAGGCGCAGCGGAAGAAGGAAGCUCGUGAGGUCAGGGAAAGGGCCAAGGAGGCAGCGAGGGAAGAGGAGGCAUGGAAGGCCGACGAAGAAAACGGCGAGGGCAAAGGCGACGACGAUAGCGACGGGGACGAUGACAUCUCGGCCGACAAGAAACCCACGGGGAGCAAGACUGCGAAGAAGGCUGCGGGGAAGAAGCCCGACGACGACAAGAAGGGCAAGAAAAGGAAGGCCGAUGGGGAUCCAGACGAGGGGCCCAAGGCCAAGAAGAAGAAGGACGAACCCAAGGCCAAGCGCCAAUGCGGAGUGAUUUUACCAAACGGACAGCCAUGCGCAAGAUCCCUGAUGUGCAAGAACCACUCUAUGGGUGCGAAGCGUGCUGUGGCCGGGCGAUCUCUACCAUACGACAUGCUACGCGCUGCCUACCAGAAGAAGAACCAGGCAAAACAGCAGAGUAAAAGCCGCACUCGAUGCAAAUGCCCCAACCCAAUAGAAGACGAAGACGACGCCAACAACGGGCCUGUCGACUCGGACGAGGAAACGGCUGCCGUGAUUGGCGCCCUGGCCGAAUGGAACCCGCAACCUCUGAUCCCGCAACCACUCUUCACACCGAUCAAGCGCCAGUACCAGCUCGCGAGACUCCACGAGCAGCUACAAAUGGCAACCGACGGCGGACGGACAAACAUCUUCCGAGUCUCUGUCGUGGGGUUCGGGGGCCCACGGCGGUCGAGUUUUGGGUUGCCGGGACCUUCACAAAGACAGCCGUCGGUGACGAGCCGGGGGUAGAGGCGUAACAU
Ilyonectria robusta is the source of this 1457-nucleotide messenger RNA. RefSeq names its product SCA7, zinc-binding domain-containing protein. The transcript has 6 exons. The coding region runs from base 85 to 1446 and encodes 453 amino acids. Gene Ontology annotation, cellular component: SAGA complex. Gene Ontology annotation, biological process: RITS complex assembly; regulatory ncRNA-mediated heterochromatin formation; regulation of transcription by RNA polymerase II. The record is from RefSeq and is a predicted model, not a curated record. Lineage: Eukaryota; Fungi; Ascomycota; Sordariomycetes; Hypocreales; Nectriaceae.